Messenger RNA from Tachysurus fulvidraco (yellow catfish), 2180 nucleotides. RefSeq lists its product as uncharacterized. The record is from RefSeq and is a predicted model, not a curated record. The transcript is spliced from 2 exons. Bases 507 to 1205 code for a protein of 232 amino acids. NCBI's taxonomy places the organism in Eukaryota, Metazoa, Chordata, Actinopteri, Siluriformes, Bagridae.
AAUCCUGCCAGGAGCUCUAUUUUAGGUGGAUUGCAUGGAAAUAAACAUGUCCCGCCUUUCAAGUUUAAUCCAGUUUUAUUUUACUUUGGGUUUGAGACAUUGGGAGAUACUGCUGUCUUUAAGCAAUGUAAAUGGUAUUGUUAUUAGUGCGUCAACUUUGCGCAGACACCUCAAGACUUUGCGCCUGUUCAGACGAAAAGAACAUUCUGAUCUGCUUGACGUUGCUGUGUUUCUACAGGAUCAGUUGAACCGAUAUGGUAUGCUUCACGGAUAUAAGAUGAUGCAUCUGAAAUGCAUUCAGGCUGGCUAUGUGGUCACACAAGAGACAAUCAGGCAAUUGUUGAAAAUACUGGAUCCCCAUGGAGUGCAACUGAGGCGGCCGGAAUCGUCUUCGGCGACGUUUGUAUCAUAAUCCAGGCCCGAACUUUUUAUGGCAUGUUGAUUCAUAUGAUAAACUCAAACCAUAUGGGAUCUGCAUCAAUGGUGCAAUCGACGGGUUUUCACGAAUGGUGAUAUGGCUACAUGCAUACUCUACAAGUAGUGAUCCCAAGGUCAUCGCUGGAUACUUUAUUGAUGCGGCGUUAUCAAGGAAUGGGACAGCCACCCGAAUUCGCUCAGACUUAGGGACAGAGAACUGUUACAUGGAACAGAUGCAGAUGUUCAUGAGACAUGAUCAUACGGACGACUUUUCGAGAAAUUGCUAUUUGUAUGGCUCAAGCAAUCAUAACCAACGGAUAGAGCAGUGGUGGGGAUUUUUGAGGAAACAGCAUGCACAGUUCUGGAUCAACCUAUUUCAAGAUCUAAAAGAUUCUGACGACUUCUCCGGUGACUUCAUAGACAAAAGUCUAAUACAGUUCACAUGUCUUGAAAUAAUAGAGAGAGAACUGCAGGAUGUUGUUCACCUUUGGAACACGCACAGAAUUCGCCCAUCCAGAAAUGCUGUGUCUCCAUGUGGACGUCCAGUGAUGAUGUACACCCUACCCCAACUUUUUGGUGCUAGGGAGUACCUUAAAGAGGUAUCCCAACAGAAGAUACAGGCUUGUAGGGAGGAAUGUCGUGAGAGAGGACCAUAUCCCUGUGAUAAUACAGUGUUUGACAUUUGUUGCCUUGCCAUGGUAGAAAACAGUCUUCAUCCACCAACCUCUCCAGAGGAAGCCAUUGAUCUUUACAUGUUCUUACGUGCUUACAUACGUACCCAAAUUUAAUAAUCACAAGUUGUUCUACUGGAUCAAAUGACUGAAUGUGAGCACCCACUCAUAGCCAAAAAAACAACAGAAUUGCUGUUUGGACGGAAAAGGAUAUAUACCAUGACAUUCAUUGUAAAUGUUUGACAGAAGUACUGUGUUUGCAAUCGAUAAUAAACACCUCUUUCAUAAUGGACAUCUCCCAACUCAGCUCCAUAUCAUCUCUUUUUAUUCAUCAUUAUGUAAAAAGUACAUCUCAUCCACAGAACUGGGAACAAUCCUGUACCUGCAAAUGAAAGGUAUCACAUGUUGCCAUUGUCAAAAAUGGCACAUUUGUCCUUAUGGUGGAACUAUUUCGCAUCACCAGAUGUGGUCUGACACACUUUGGACUCAUUGUAAACAGGGCAACCUACAUGAUGCUUGGAUGGCCUUUAAAUCAAACAUAUUAUUGUAUCUUGUUAUCAUGUGUCUCUGGGCUGCACAUAAAGCACUUUUUUACACAAUUAUUUGUCAUCAUAUAAAUACAUGCUAAACCAGUAAAACAUUUUUUCUCCCCAGUGUGAUUUACUGUGUAUGUAGGAAAUAAGCCUAUUUGGUAAAUUUGGUAAUGUAGAGAUGACUGUUUAAAUAUGUUGUCUAAAGAGUACUGGUGAAUGCAGGAACUGCAGUGCAGUUGUCAAAACUCGGUAAUUCUAUUGUGUAGACAAAAUUUGUGUGUGUUAUCUGCAGUAAAGACCCGAUUUGUUUGAAAACAAGAGAGAAACCUGUGCUUUUUAUUUGUAAAAAGCAGAACACCUUCUAAUGUACAGUGCUGUAUGUUAGAACAGAUUUCCAAACACUGGCAAAAUUUAGAAUUAACAUGAGCUGACAUUACCCCAGGGUCUUUUAAAUUGUUAAAUUGUCCCAAAAAGUAUGCUCCUAAACUGCUAACAGAAAUGAUGGCUUAUAUAAAAGUUUUAAAACAUUUAAAAUAUUGGUACAUGUAUCUAAAUAAAA